CUUCCAUAGCGGAGGUGGCGAAGCGCUCCACACCUCCACUGUCUCCGCGACUGCUAGCGACGCUGCUGCGGCCCUCCCGCCACUACCUCAAGCAGCAGCAGCAGCAGCGUUUCCUCCUCCUCCCCCGCCAACAGCGCCAUCACCGGCAGUCUCCGAGCCGCCUGCUUGGUCGCUGCCGCCCUCACCACCACCAUCGUCAGGGUCAGCACCAGUAUUGCAGCCAGCGCCGCUGUCGGCAUCGGCUUCGGUACCGAGGGCAUCCGAGCGUCCAUCCUAUGUAUCGCCGCAACUGGCUCCGCAGCUGCCGCCGGCAGCACCGGCGGCAGCAGCAGCGGCGCCGUUUUCGUCAACGGCUGUGGUUGCAACAGAGGAACUGGCAUCACCGCUGGUUGGAACGCAGGUGAUUGGUUCAUCCGGUACCCUAACGGGCGCCGGAAUCGCAUCCUUUCGAGAUGAAGACGACUUGUUUGGCUUCGAUUUCAGUUAUGUUGCACACAUUGCUGCACCAGCCCCGCCGCAGCUGUUAAAGGCGGUUGCUGCUGCUACAGCUGCGUCGGCUGGUGCUGCUGCUACAGCCGGCCGUUUAGCCUCCCAUGCAAUGGCACUACCGCCGACGUCAGGUGCCGUACGACAGGACUCAUUCCGGAGGCGCCACGACCGACCGAUUCCCACGGCCGCAAUCGCGAGUGCUGCCCGCUUUGCUAACUCUACUGUUGCUGCCUCCGUUGCUUCUGUAACCAGCAGUGGCGGCCGCAGGAACACUGACAAAAGCAGGGAAAGCAAUGGAGGAACAGCUGGGCCUGCUUUCUCUCCUCCUGCUGGCCCGGCACCAGUCCCGUUCCGACGCCGCAGUCCAAUUGGUGCUGCAGCCAUUGCAGGUGGCGUCGACAGCAGCAUCGGCGGUGAAAUGGGAGGCAUCCCUAAUGACCGCAGCCGCGGCUCCAAAGCAGGCGUCGAUCAUGCAAACAGCAGCAGCAGCAGCGCUGGCAUUGCUGACAUUACCUAUGAUUCCCCCGCUUCUUCAACUCCUACCAGUACGGCCGCCGUUACUGCGCCGGUCGCAUUCCGUCGUCGCCGCGGUAUCCCCAGUACGACAGAUCCAGCCUCCACUGCUAGUGGUGGCAGCAGCAGCGCAUCAGGAAACGAUAUUGGCAGCGAUGCUGCCGGCGUCAGGGCUCUCGAAGAGCUUCUAGGACCUCUGACGCCGGCGGCACGUAGUGGUCGCGGCGGCGGCGGAAGCGACUCACGUACGGCAACCUCCGCGGCUGACAGCGGUGCCGAGGUCGAGAGCAGGCCGAAGGCUUCGGCGUCGGGGGGCCCGCCGCGGCGGGGUUGGGCGAGAGCCAACGGAGGGGAGGAAGAGCGCGGAAGCGACGUUUGCGGAGACGGCGGUACCGUAGUACAUAAUGGUGACGUCAGCGGAGGUGAACGGCCGGGAAAGUAUCGUACAAUGCCAGUGUCGGCGUUGUACGACACGACAGCGGAAGGGGAUGCCGCGAGCAGGCCUAGAGAAAAGCUACAAACACCCCCUGGUGGUUGGAAGCCCAAGGGUACCCCUGCUACCACUCUCUUCGUGAAGGGUCUUGAUCCCGCUGCCGGAGAGGAGCGAUUGAGGGAGGCACUGGGGCAGGUGUUUUCCUCCGCGGGACGUAUCGUACAGGUCCGCCUGCCCUCGGGCGGCGAUGGCCGCCCCAAGGGGAUAGCCUAUGUGGUCUUUGAGACGCCGGAGGAAAAGGCCCGCGCUGCGGCUCUGGACGGCAGCUGGGUGCUGGGUCGGGCGGUCCGGGUGGACGUGCAGGUGACGAGCCCGGGGGUGAGGGGAGCGGGAGGAAGACCGUGGAAUGGGGGCCAAGAACGGUGAUGCAGGAAUGGUGGAUGGUGGGGUGCGGGUUCAGGACGAGGGUUAGAGAUGAAGAAGUGAAGCAGGAAGGUAGAGUUUAAAGGGGCCGAGGGAAGAGUUAUAGAAAACCUGGAAGGUAGGAAGCAGCUGGGAGGAUAUUAUCCGGUAGGAGUGGGGAGAAGCGGUGGUGUGUUGGCAAUGGGAAGUGCGAAAUUACUGCAACGGGCGGGGCGAAGAAGGCUCUAACUUAGUGAAGGCGGAGAAUGAUAUUGCAUUACAGGGAG
Molecule: messenger RNA, 2124 nt
Organism: Astrephomene gubernaculifera
Lineage: Eukaryota; Viridiplantae; Chlorophyta; Chlorophyceae; Chlamydomonadales; Astrephomenaceae
Source: the annotation of a GenBank genome assembly